Colletotrichum spaethianum is the source of this 1257-nucleotide messenger RNA. Its product is annotated as endoglucanase type C. The transcript is spliced from 2 exons. The coding region runs from base 1 to 1257 and encodes 418 amino acids. The record is from RefSeq and is a predicted model, not a curated record. Gene Ontology annotation, biological process: carbohydrate metabolic process. Gene Ontology annotation, molecular function: hydrolase activity, hydrolyzing O-glycosyl compounds. NCBI's taxonomy places the organism in Eukaryota, Fungi, Ascomycota, Sordariomycetes, Glomerellales, Glomerellaceae.
AUGGCUUUCUUCGUUCUUUCUAUUUCUUUCUUCCUCACUCACCUCGUCUCAGGUCAGGCGCCUAGCAAUUCGACAGAUAACCACCCCAAGCUUGAAACCUUCAGAUGCACUGUCAAAGAUGGAUGUCAAAAGAAGACCAACUAUAUCGUGGUCGACUCCAGCCAGCAUGCUAUCGAAACGUCUAGUGGAGUGAGUUGUGAUACCGGCAACAGCCCGCCUAACUCCACUGCGUGUACGACUCCGGAAGAGUGCGCAAAGAACUGCCAUAUUGAAGGGAUCUCCGACUACAGCGCCAAUGGCGUAUUUACCCGUGGUAGCGACCUUCGCUUGACUAUGUUCAACGACAAUGGUGCAGAGGUUUCGCCACGAGUCUACUUGUUGGAAGAGAACAAGGAGCGAUACGAGAUGAUCCGGUUGACCGGCGCUGAAUUUACUUUCGAUGUUGACAUGGUCAAGCUGCCCUGCGGUAUGAACGGCGCACUCUACCUGUCCGAGAUGCCAGCCGACGGUGGCAAGAACACUAGCAGUCUCAAUAAGCUUGGUCCAAGCUGGGGUACUGGCUACUGUGAUGCCCAGUGCUUCAAGACCUCAUUCAUCAACGGAGUCGGUAACUUUGAAGGGAAAGGCUCUUGCUGUAACGAACUUGACAUUUGGGAAGCCAACUCCCGUGCGACGCAUAUCGCGCCUCAUCCUUGCAGCUUGUCAGGUCUCUACAAGUGCACCGGCGAGGAGUGCGAAAAGGCAGGCGUGUGCGAUAAGUCUGGUUGCUCUUGGAACCCGAACAACGUAAAUGCCACCAACUACUACGGUAGAGGCGACGAUUUUGAGGUAGAUACGACCCGCAAAUUCACCGUCGUCACUCAAUUCCCCUCGGAGAACGGCAAGCUCAAGGAGCUCCGCCGCAUGUACAUACAAGACGGCAAGGUCAUCCAGAACAACGUCGUGAACAUUGAAGGACCUCCAAAGAUCAACUUCAUGGACGACGAGUAUUGCCAAGCUACCGGCGCAUCGGAAUUCAUGCGCCUGGGUGCCAUGGAAGGUAUGGGAAACGCCAUGACCCGUGGCAUGGUUUUGGCUCUGAGCUUGUGGUGGGAUAAGGCGACGUUCAUGGAGUGGCUUGAUCAGGGCAGCAGCGGACCUUGCAACGCUACCGAGGGUAACCCGUCGGUGAUCACUCAAAUUGUGUCUAAUCCUGAGGUGACUUUUAGUAACAUACGUUAUGGAGAGCUCAACUCAACAAUGAACAUGAAGCUCUAA